Messenger RNA from Penicillium crustosum, 2220 nucleotides. RefSeq lists its product as uncharacterized. The record is from RefSeq and is a predicted model, not a curated record. Lineage: Eukaryota; Fungi; Ascomycota; Eurotiomycetes; Eurotiales; Aspergillaceae. The transcript has a single exon. Bases 1 to 2220 code for a protein of 739 amino acids.
AUGAACAGCUGGCUAAGGAAUAUUCAUCUCAAAGAGUUAGACCUGGUCUCUCCAUGCUCGUACUGCAUCAGGACAAACAAAAUCUGCGGUCUGAACCCUCACUGGGGCCAAGGUCAUCGUCUAACGGACGUCCAGGGCUUUUCAGGCUCUAAAAAUAUUGAACUGGAUGAUGAACGACGCCGAGACAAAAGGCAGCGAAUCCAACCACCCGAAAAUGAGAUCGAGGCAUCAGUAACACCCAUUGGUAUGGUGAAUUGCCAAAAUGCAUCCAAGGAAUCCUUACAUGCGCCUCGCGCAGAAACUAGCGUGGCUGGUUGGGACGCGCUGUCCACGCCUGUUCCCCCUCGUUCCAUUGGCCAUUCAACCUUCAUGGGGGCUCUUGUGGGAUAUGAAAAUUGUUCGCACCCAGGGGACUCGGGACAAGUGAACGGCAUAGCUCUAUCUGACAACGAGCACGUGGACCAGACCGAAUAUAACGGUUUGGAUAGCCUCAUGGAUUUAGAAAUGGGCGAUUCCGCCUCUAACGAUUCUCACUACUUGGACUUCAAUUCACAGGGCCUCAUUCCUGGUACCUCCCCAACGUCUUUGUCCAAUCCUAAUAAUCCCGCUUAUUCCAUGUCUUCGGCGUGGGAGGGGAGGGGCCAAAGCGAACCACGGAGAGGGCACAAAAAACGGAAAGAUCUGAGAAACUCGCAAGACUACUUUGUCAUGCCGCUGUCUUUACUUGGUGCAGAUCAUAUUGCUAUGGAAAAUUCCAACCGCCUACUCAUAUCUGAGAGCCUUCUGCAAAUUUAUCAUGAUGUUCUAGAGAACAACCUGAGUUGCUGGUUGGCAGAAGAUACGUGCCCAUACAAGAUGCGGCAGAGGUGGCACGAGCACCUCUCCGUCCACCAGCCCGUCCACCAAAAUUCGGUUAUAGGAGGGCAAAUAACACAUGAAUGGGGCGUGUCAUGGUCAAACCGCAUGUACCAUCGCAUCAAACAGCUUGACCGAUCCGCCCGGUUGACAAAACUGAUUCAUCUCACUGCAUCUGAAAAUCAAGCGGCUUCUAAGGCCCUCGAGUUAUCUAUUAUGACAUUUGCCACGCAGUGGGCCCAAGGGGGACGGCGCUGGGAUGGUCAUUGGGUUGUAAAUAGGCAUGAAAACGAAGGGCCGCACGAUGAAUUUGGGCAAACUCUACAUCGAUCCGUUUGGGAAUGUGCAAACCAGGCGCUUCAAGAUGUCUCCCACGUGGAGUGCUUCAGGGUGGUUUUCGCUGAACUGAUUUUCGGUCUUAUACAGAAGCCAUCAUCAAACAAAUAUUUUGAUGCGCGCACAGAGGAGAUUCAAAGCACUGCGGAUCAGCACAACAGUUUGAAGUCUUCAACGCCAUCACGGAUCAUGGAAAUCAUCGAUCAGGGGGGACCGCCCGUGUUUAUAGAGCGAGGGGCUCGCAAAAUCCACGCGCUCAAAUACCGAUUCAAAACGCGCCAGACAAGCUUUCAAGGUUCUUUCCACAACCACAACACCAAAACAGAGGACCAUGUCUCUCAAGGGUUCAGCACGGAGGAGACCCGGACGGUCGGCCUCUUGUACUGGCUCGCAAUCAUGUUUGACACGGUCUCUUCAUCCAUGAAUGAGCGGCCACUCGUUGUUUCUGAUGAAGAAUGUCAACACGAAGCUGCACAGGAAGCAGUGCGACAUCAUAUUCAGAACCCAAUCUCUAGUAGUCGAUGGGAACUUGACCUCUACGCCCAAGAGGAUACGGAGAAGGCAUCAACCCUGCGUUGGCCUUGCCCGUACGAGGUUGUGACGAGAGCCGUUUCCAGGUCAGCCGCUGUCAAGGUGCUUCUCUUCCGUUACAUAUCAUAUCUUCAGAACUCUUUGAGAAAUGCUGAGUGCAGCCAAGUUGUGGAAGAAAUUAUUCAACACACGUUACGUGUGUAUCGCUACUGGGUAAAGACUCACGGGGCUUUAUUCCGUGAUCUGAUGCGGCACUACGAUUCAGUCCCUCCGCGGAUUAAGAGCUGGUUUCCGUGUAUUGGUAUCCCCUGGCAUCUUGGUUCACUCAUGCUGGCCGACCUGAUCGAGUUCGUGGAUAUGAACAGACUUGGUUGCAAUGACGCCAUGAUAGAGCGGCAGGACACCUGCAUGGUAAUGAAAAUCCGGAAAGAAAGCUCAAUCGACAUGGCAGACCUUGCCGCUGUCCUGACGCCUCGGCCUUUGGGGGGAUUGGUUUAA